Messenger RNA from Rotaria socialis, 1326 nucleotides. The record is from the annotation of a GenBank genome assembly. Lineage: Eukaryota; Metazoa; Rotifera; Eurotatoria; Philodinida; Philodinidae.
AUGGUUAAAUCUUGUAUUGCUUGUCCCAAUGUACAAUCAAAAUCAAGUACUCUUACAUUUCACCGUCUUCCAGUUAACAAAGAAAAACGCCAUAUUUGGCUGAAACGACUCAAUCGACUUGAUUUAAAAGACUGCUCACACCGCGUAGUAUGCGCUCUUCACUUCACAGCUUCUUCAUUUUUAGGCAAUACUUCAAUAAAGAAGAAUGUCAACGACAUUCAUCGAACUAGAAACCGUUUGAAGUCAGAAGCUAUUCCAACUGAAUCUAUUGGAAUCAUCGAUAUCAAUACUGAUUCUCGUUCGAUUACUACUCAAACUGAUAUUGAUCUGACAUCUCUUUCAGAUCUGUUCGAAAAACUGUCAUUGUUCCAGAAUAAUAUAAUAAAUACAACUAUUUGUAUUGAACGCUUUAGAAACGAUGAUACGAACAUCAAAUACUACACCGGGUUUCGAUCUUACGCCGUCUUCAAGAUGGUAUUUGAACUUCUUGAGAGUCACUACGACGAAUAUUUUGUUGGAUAUCCAUUAAGAACUGAAUCCAUUGUGCAAUAUUCUAAAUCAUCAACUAUAUACAACUUAUCCAAAGAAAAUCAGUUUUUUCUUUUCAUGGUUCGAUUACGUCGAGCGACUGAAGAACAUGAACUAGGUAUAUUCUUCAACAUCUCACAAACCACCGUUAGUCGCAUUGUUAUUGCAUGGACACGCUUCAUAUACUCCGUUGUCAGCUCCAUCUCCCUUUGGCAAUCCAAAGAACAAAUACAAAACACUCUUCCAUUUGAGAUCAAGAAGAAUUAUCCAGCUGUUCGAGUUAUUGUUGAUUGCACGGAAUUUAAAAUUGAACAACCAACAAAUCCUCAAGCUCAACAAGAUACCUGGUCCACAUAUAAGAACACCAAUACUGCCAAAGGACUUGUUGGUAUUACGCCAAACGGCAUAGUAUCGUUCAUUUCACCUCUUUUUGGAGGUGCAACUUCCGAUCGGGCUCUCCUCAACAUGGAAGGUCCUGAUAGUCUUCUUCAGCUACUCGAAGAUGGAGAUCAAAUAAUGUCGGAUCGUGGUUUUGCAUUGGAUCAAAAGCAUUCUAAAUUUCUUCUUAUUCAUCCACCAUUUCUGGAACGUCGGUCACAGUUAUCUUUCGAAAAAGUCAUUGAAACUUGUAUCAUUGCUCGCCAUCGCAUUCAUGUUGAAAGAUGUAUGGGCAAAAUAAAGAACUUCAAGUUACUCAAUGGUAUCAUACCACAGAAAUCAAUCUAUCUUUUGAACUUUUGGUUCUAUAUUUGUACAUUUUUUACUAUCUUUGAUAAACCACUCGUUCAAAUUAUAUAG